CCUCUACAGAACAAAUUUACAAAAUGGGAGACGUGCUACUUCGCUUCUUCCGAAGCACGCUGCCAGACGAACUCGCCGCCGCUCUCGAGGAUGUCCUCAAAGCUACCGAAACUGGAGACUUUUUGACCGUUUUCCAGCACCCCAAAGUCCAGGUGCUACUUGGACAUCAAGACAUCGCGGCCACCCAAGAUGUCCAGUUGAAGGACUUUCCGCUGUGGAGCGACUACAUCUUCCAUCGCUUAGGCCUCAUUCUAUCGAAAAGAAAUGAAGAGCCGGGAACUCCGGUGCGGGAAACGGCUGCGUAUCGUCAGCAUCUGUUUUUCCUGGUGGCUGUAGCCGCGUUAUACGCCUUUUUGCAGGCGAAUGUCACGGGUCCGCCGCUUCCUUUCAAAUCCGCGGAUGUCUUGCUCCCCAGGGAUGUAGCAUCGAAGGUGCCCGCACUGAGCAAACUGAGAGCAGAACUUGUUGCUUCGAUGGGCGCGGAUGGGAUCGCGGCAUAUAAGCUCACGCCGAACAUCGAGCUGCUGUGUCUCGCGGAGAGCAUUCUGAUUUGCCCGCCCGUUCAGAAGAAUGUCCAGACUUCGGUGUGGGCGAGACUCAGGGUGAACUUCGUUCAUCAGCGGCUGCUUUCGGAAGUUGCGCCUUCGCUUCAGAAGGCUAUCUAUGAAGACUUGGAUGCGCUUGAAGGCUUGAUACUCUAUUCACGGUUUGGGAAAGAGAUCAAGGAUCUACAUGUUCAUUUCUUGCUGGAACGAGCUUCUAUACAGACACACCAUGGACUGGAUAAGAAAGCGAGAGCGGAUCUCGAGCAGGCUACUUCGGAGAGGAAGUUUGAAUUUGCUAUUACCGGCAUGAUGGGAAAGAGGACAAAGUUCCAGGAGAAGGACACGAGUCAGUUGCUCGUGCUCGCGCGAAGUUCUAGCACGGAGGCGACGGACGGGACGUCCGCAUCCAGUGAAGCAGGAGGAGGAACGUCGAAGCCGGAGAAUCUGGAUCUCAACGAUGACACAGUUCUGGAAUCGAUUUCUUUUACGUCGACGUCGGCGUCGACGGAGAUCAAGAAUGCGACCUCCCUGGCCCCUGGCCUUGCGGCUUUGGACCCGUCUAAUCAGCCCAUGCUGGAUCCUCUUGACUCGGUCAUCCUUCUUGCGACGGCUUCAUCGAUUACAAACACAAAUCCUGCGGACGGUCUCACGAGAGAAGAGACUCUUCCAUAUGCGACCCGCGUGCUCGAGGGAGGGAGCUCAAACUGGCAGGUCUACACCCAGGCCCUGCUUGUUCGCAGUCGGAUUGAAGGCUACCGCUCGCGCACCAUGGAGCGAGGUCUUCUCCAGCUACAAGCUCUCGUCGAUCAAGUCAUUGCCGAGACGUCUGACACAGAGACUGCUUCAACGGCACACGGGGAGAAGAGCGACGAUGACCAUGUAGCAUCUUUCCUGCCAAAAGCAAAGGAAGGCGAAUCCGCGCCCGUAGAGGAGCGCCUACGCUACGUCUUCUCCCUCUGCUCGCCCUCGCGCUGGGAACUCGAAGCCGAGCUAGCUGCGCGCUGGGUCAGCGUUGGCGGUCUGCGGUCCGCACUCGAAAUCUACGAGCGGCUGGAAAUGUGGCCUGAAGCAGCCUUAUGCUGGGCAGCUACAGACAAGGAGGACAAAGCCCGCAAGAUCAUCCGCCGCCAACUCUUCCAUGCCACGAAGGGCAAUAACACCGCUACCGAUCUCGAAGACGAAACCUGGGAAGGAGCUGCUCGAGAUCCACCACCCGCAGAAGCGCCGCGACUGUACUGCAUUCUCGGCGACCUCGACAAAGACCUCUCCUGGUACGAAAAAGCAUGGGAAGUCUCAGGCAAACGCUACGCCCGCGCCCAGCGCUCUUUGGGCCAACACUACAUCGCGCAACACGACUACGCCAAAGCUGCAGAAGCAUACUCCCUGUCUCUUAAAAUCAACGCCAUGAGCCACCCCGCCUGGUUCGCCCUCGGCUGCGCAUACCUAGAACUCCAGCGCUUCAAAGACGCCGUGGAGGCCUUCUCGCGCUGCGUCCAACUCGAUUACCAGGACGCAGAGGCCUGGAGUAACAUGGCCGCCUCCCUCCUCCACCUACGCCCCAAGACGCAAUCUACCGCCGCCGACGACGACGGGGACGGAGACGAGAACCCAGAGGUCCGCGUGACUAGCCAUCCACGCACCGACGCCCUCAGAGCCUUCAAGCGCGCCGCCGCCCUCAAGCACGACAACCACCGCAUCUGGUCCAACGUGCUCGCCGUCGCGGCCUCCACCACGCCUCCCUCGUGGCCCGACAUCGUCACCGCACAGCGCCGCAUCUGCGAGCUCCGCGGCGCCACCGACGGCGAAUCCUGCGUCGACGCCGAGAUCCUAGACCUCCUCGUGCGGCACGCCAUCCAAUCCUCCGCAGACGACGGCUUCGACGUCUCCAAACCCGGCCUCCCGCGCCUCGUCAACGAGCUCGUAGAAAAGCACAUCAAGCCGCUGAUCACCUUCUCCCCGCGACUCUGGACCAUCCUGUCGACGCUGUACAUGCACACGAACCGGCCCGGCUCGGCGCUGGAGUGCCACGAGAAGGCGUGGCGUGCUGUGACGAGCCAGCCGAACUGGGAGAGCAAGACGGAGAAGGAGUGGGAUGCGGUGGUGGCGCAGACGAUUGAUCUUGUAGAUGCGUAUGAGACGCUGGGGCCGCGGGAGAGGACCGAGGGGCUGGCGGCGGGCAGUGGGGAGCUCGUGGCUAGGGACUGGAAGUUCAAGGCUAGGAGUGCGGUGAGGAGCGUUAUGGGGAAGGGGAGGGAGGCGUGGGAGGAUAGUAAGGGGUGGGAGGGGCUCAAGGAGAGGCUGGCUGAGCUUAAGGGGAGGGAAUGA
Molecule: messenger RNA, 2870 nt
Organism: Trematosphaeria pertusa
Lineage: Eukaryota; Fungi; Ascomycota; Dothideomycetes; Pleosporales; Trematosphaeriaceae
Product: TPR-like protein
Exons: 1
Coding region: 24-2870 (948 amino acids)
Molecular function (GO): protein binding
Source: RefSeq, a predicted model, not a curated record